Acanthaster planci (crown-of-thorns starfish) is the source of this 1260-nucleotide messenger RNA. Its product is annotated as receptor-type tyrosine-protein phosphatase kappa-like. NCBI's taxonomy places the organism in Eukaryota, Metazoa, Echinodermata, Asteroidea, Valvatida, Acanthasteridae. The record is from RefSeq and is a predicted model, not a curated record. Gene Ontology annotation, biological process: multicellular organism development; protein phosphorylation; protein dephosphorylation. Gene Ontology annotation, cellular component: signaling receptor complex; plasma membrane. Gene Ontology annotation, molecular function: protein binding; transmembrane receptor protein tyrosine kinase activity; ATP binding.
GUCUUCCACUUGAUAUUAUUGGCAAACCAGCCAGUCAGAGCAGUACUUACGAAGAUUGGACAGCAGACAGAGCAGUUGAUGGAAAUACUGCCACCACUGCCCAUACAAGAGUGUGCUCUGGAUAUGAGUGGUGGAUGGUGGAUCUCGAAGGGAUCUAUUGCCUGACACAAAUCACCAUAGUCAACAGGGGAGACUGCUGUGGGGAAAGACUGACAGGUGCCAUAGUGCGGGCUGGUGUGAACUCGGAUCAGUCACAAAACACACAGAUAGGAGAUCCUGUUACAUCGACUCAAGCUACCGAUGGAGCAGUGAUUGAUUUCAUGGCCAACCUGACUGUGUCUGCUCGAUAUGUUAGUGUGGAAUCGUAUGGGAAUGAAUGCCUUCAGCUAGCUGAAGUAAUGGUUACAACUGAGACGACGAGCAGUAUCAUCGACAUUACUGGAAAACCAACCAGUCAGAGCAGUACUUACCUUGAUUGGUCAGCGAACAGAGCAGUUGAUGGAGAUCCCGACACAAUUUCUCACACAGAAUGCCCCAGUGUUCAGUGGUGGAAGAUUGACCUGCAGGAGAUCUACUCCUUGACGAAAAUCACUCUUGUCAACAGGAGGGAUUGCUGUGGGGAAAGACUGGAAGGUGCCAUAGUGCGGGCUGGUAUGAACUCAGAUCAGUCACAAAACACACAGAUAGGAGAUCCUGUUACAUCGACUCAAGCUACCAAUGGAGCAGUGAUUGAUUUCCUGGCCAACCUGAAUGUGUCUGCUCGAUAUGUUAGCGUGGAAUCGUCUAGGGAUUGUCUUCAACUGGCUGAAGUAAUGGUUGCUACGGACACAACAGGGAGUACCAUCAACCUUAAUGGCAAGCCAGCUAGUCAGAGCAGUACGUAUGUGGAUUCUAGUAUGGAGUGGUCAGCUGACAGAGCAAUUGAUGGAGAUCCCGACACAGCUUCCCACACAGACUGCCCCAGUGUUCAGUGGUGGAAGGUUGACCUCCAAGCGAUGUACUGUUUCACGAAAAUCACUAUUGUCAACAGGAGGGAUUGCUGUGGGGAAAGAUUCGAAGGUGCCAUAGUGCGGGCUGGUGUGAACUCAGAUCAGUCACAAAACACACAGAUAGGAGAUCCUGUUACAUCGACUCAAGCUACCGAUGGAGCAGUGAUUGAUUUCAUGGCCAACCUGACAGUGUCUGCUCGAUACGUUAGCGUGGAAUCGUCUAGGGAUUGUCUUCAACUGGCUGAAGUAAUGGUUUCUACUAAAGCAAACA